Messenger RNA from Fusarium redolens, 2686 nucleotides. RefSeq lists its product as uncharacterized. Gene Ontology annotation, biological process: DNA-templated transcription; regulation of DNA-templated transcription. NCBI's taxonomy places the organism in Eukaryota, Fungi, Ascomycota, Sordariomycetes, Hypocreales, Nectriaceae. The transcript has 13 exons. The coding region runs from base 1 to 2556 and encodes 851 amino acids. The record is from RefSeq and is a predicted model, not a curated record. Gene Ontology annotation, molecular function: DNA binding; zinc ion binding; DNA-binding transcription factor activity, RNA polymerase II-specific.
AUGAAGAACAGUAUCAAAAUAAGAGCUAUACUUCCUGAUAUAUCUAGAGCAUAUAGAGAAUCAAGUAAUUACCACACGACGAAUCCAGGAACCGACUUUAUCAAAAUGGCGACCAAAUUUGUUCUGUAUGGAGACUAUGUUUCUCCGUAUUCUAUCACCACCGCGCAUGCAAUGCUUGAAAAGGGCAUCGUCUGGGAGUAUAGACACGUCAACAUUCUCAAAUCUGAGACUCGAACUCCUCAGCACCGACAAAUGCACCCCUUUGGCAAGGUUCCCAUUUUAGAUGUGGUGGAUGAUCGAGGAGAGACAGUGCUUCGAAUUCGUGAGAGUCGGGCAAUUGCCCGCUAUAUUGCCAUUGCUUUUUCCGGUAAGGGAAAUGAUUUGAUGCCAGAUAUCAGCGAUGCGAACGCCAUGGCUUCUUUUGAGGAGGCUGCGUCAAUAGAAGUCUGCUAUUUCUCAACUACGGCAUGGAAAUACGGCGCAGACAUUGUCAUCAAGCCCAUAUUGGGUGUCCCCCGCCUAGACGAAAAGUCACUGCAGGAUAUAUGGAAUGAAUUAAGUGGCGCCUUGAAGGCUAUGGAUGGCAUCUUGUCCAGUCGCAAAUAUCUCGCAGGCUCAGACUUCACGCUCGUUGACAUCUGGUCGAUGCCUUGGGUAUCGCAACUCAUUGAUUUAAGGGGAGGAGCUGAUGUGUUUUUCUCUGGUUUGCCGCACUUACGCCAUUGGUGGGAGACAGUGAGCUUUAGACCAGCAUGGCAGGAGGCUUAUGCCGUGGCCAUCCAGCGACCUGUGAGAGGCGUGCGCCGAAAGCGCAACGAAUACACUCUCAUCGCAUGCACUGUUUGCAAGUCCAGAAAGGUCAAAUGUGAUGGCCAGUGGCCGUGUCAACGCUGCACAAAGCGAGGCGAAGAGUGUUGCUACCCACGCCGUGGCAACGUACCAAGUAUCAACCCAAUGGUCACGGAAAUAUCUUUACACUCUGGAUGCUCACUAGCGGCUGAAGACGUAAUUGCACCUUGUGCAUCGGCGGAUUCCAUGAGCCUUGCCCUGAAUGAACCUUCGCGGCAUUCACACAGUGGAAGCCUGAACAGCUCUCCACCAAGCUCUGGGGUUCCUGUUAGUGACGGCAAGUCUCCCGCAGCUCGCCGUUCAAGUUUUGUCGAUACUUUCAACUUGGCCAAAUCAUGUCUUGAAGCCAAUGGCAUAGUGAGACCUGCAGAGAAGGACGACGUUCAAGGCCCAAACAGGGCACAAUCUUUAGUAUUGGAGAAGCCACUUGCUUUCAUGUUUGAAGACUGCGCGGAAUCGAUCCUAGAACUCGAAUACGACAGAGCGAGACGGCUAUUCUCGACCUUUGUAGACACUAUCUAUCCGAUUUACCCUUGCUCUCCGCCCAUUAGCGUGACCAAGGUUGAUAUUCUCAAGGCACUAUUAGGCCUGACUCUCCUCGUGGAAGAUGAUACUACGAGCCCUCUAGCACGGCACCUCCAACGCCACGUCGAUUGGACAGUAGAGAAACUUGUCACUGGCACAGGCCCAGAUAUGGACGACAUUGUCAUGGCUACUUUGAUGAGUCUUUACUUCUUCCACAAGUCUGAACAUAUGAAGGCAUGGCAGCUCAUAGGCCUGGCAUCGAGGGCCUGUUAUGAGCUUGGCCUUCACCAAGCAUCCGACGAGACUCAGAGUUGUGCGCAAGCUCCAUCUUCUCUUUUCCUCAAAGAGUUAUUUUGGUCGAUAUACAUAUUAGAUCGCACGAUUUCUUUUGCAACUGACCUCCCUUAUACCACCAAGGACGAAGACAUCGACGAGAGGUGUUUUGAUCUUGGAACAUCGGCACCGUUUCUGAUGGUAAUAAUAGAAUAUACUCGCCUGACAUCCGAAAUAAUCGGGUUGUCGAAGCCGUCGGCCAAGAGUGCCGUAGAAAAUCGACAGCAUAAGGAGUAUCUCGAUUAUAAAAACUCGCUCCAGGAUGGCGAGCUCAUGGAUGACCUUGAGACCUUCACUGCGGUGGGGGCCAACCAUGCCCGAAUGAUGCUCCGAAAGCCUCUCCUUCACUCAUACUUAGGAGACCGAGAAAAGCAACAAGCCGCUGCCUUUAGCAUUGAGCGCGCCAGAGAUACUGUAUUUCUUUGCUCGAGGGUUAUUAGCAAGGCUGUUCCCUCGAAAUGCCUGCGCACCUUCUAUGAAUACUUCCUCGUCUCGUCAUUGGCGACAAUCCUGCUUAUUGUUUCUCAAGAUCCAAAAACAUACGGUCCGGAAAGCAGAGAGGCAUUCCAGGAGGCAAUCAAGAUACUUGAGGUUUCGAAGUGGGGUCAACACUUUGGAUCUCAGAAUCUGUGCUUUACAUUUAAGCAACUUAUCAAAAUAGGGGAGUGUCUCAACAUGCCUAAAGAUGAUAACGUACCGGUAUCACAAAACUUCGGAGACGUCGAUUUAGGGCACUUCUUACUUAAUCCCCAGUGCGCUGCACUCAAUGACGUUCAAACUCUCAACGAUAAUAUAUUCAGUCUAUUCGGGAUGAAUAGAAGCUGGUCGGUGAACAAUAGCUACAUCUGAGGUAUAUCUUUAAUCGAGUAUCCAGGAGGAGCGUGCGGAAUGAUUGAUUCAAGGGUAGCCUAAUAAAGCGUUUUUUAAUACAUAACUCCCUUGAACUAGAGGCGAAUAUAUAAACAACAAACAGGUUCAC